Paraphaeosphaeria sporulosa is the source of this 255-nucleotide messenger RNA. RefSeq lists its product as uncharacterized. The record is from RefSeq and is a predicted model, not a curated record. Lineage: Eukaryota; Fungi; Ascomycota; Dothideomycetes; Pleosporales; Didymosphaeriaceae. The annotation marks the transcript as partial. The transcript has 2 exons.
UAUUGCACGGCCAAUCAAAUCGCGCAGCCGCAGUUCCAGGACUAUUCAGACCCAAGAGGGAUUAGAACAGCCUGGUCUAGCGGCGUUGUCGUGCAAGGCCGUGAAUUCCGAGCCCAUCUUUGGCGGGACUACCGUUAUCUAGAACAAUCCCGUGAAGAGGCCGCUGAGAUUGCUUGGAAGACUUUGAAUGGGAUACCUGUCACAAAUGCUCCACAGUUUACAUACGGACGUGGGUACACUACAAUGUCAAGAUAG